Messenger RNA from Salmo salar (Atlantic salmon), 4440 nucleotides. The record is from RefSeq and is a predicted model, not a curated record. NCBI's taxonomy places the organism in Eukaryota, Metazoa, Chordata, Actinopteri, Salmoniformes, Salmonidae.
AGUAGCAACAGAACAGGAGAUGGAUGUGGUCUUGUGAGAGAGGGUGUUGGUAGUGUAAGUGGAAAUGAUGAGGGCAGUGGUUAAUAUGGCUUGUUGUUUAUAUCAAACCCUAUGACUAACACUACUCAAUCAACCACCUGUUUUCGCACAGUAUUCCCCAUAGAAUUACUGGAACAGACAUUCCCAUUCAAGUCAAUGUUCUGUGAUGGGCGGACCAAUUCUAUGGUACUGUAAUGUUGAGGGAGCACACAAGCUUUUUGCUGCACCUUUUUGGACCUGCUGUAAACUGUGUAUGUGACGAAUAAAAAUGGAUUUGAUUUGAUUUGGUAUUCCCUUGGACAGACGCUUGUCCAGCGUGAUCUAACUGAAUACUUACAACCUUAAGGCGUAACUUAACCCUUGUGUUUCAUAGACAGACCUGGAUAGUUUUUUCUUCGUGGGACGAUUAUUUCACUCAGGGAGUAUGGAUUCAGGUUAAUAAAGCAGGAAUCCAUGUUGGGAGGUUUUGUAGAUCUUAGGAACUCAUGUGCAUUUUAAAACAGCCUGGCUUUUUCAUGGUACUCACUUUCAGGUGUUCUUAGACUUCGUGAACAAACACCUUCAUCUAGAAUUGAUGACAACUGCUGUAAAUAGUAUACCUGUCUUAUCAGAUGAUAAUAUUGGUCACUGUACUAUUCAAUCUAUACGUUUCAUUUAUUGAAAUACAUCACCUCCCAACACUGUGAACUAUCAUUCAAGCUUCUACAGCAUGUCCACCUACUGAAAUACAGCAUAUCUUACAAAGACAAUUAUCUUAUAUCUACAUGUGUUAUUCUUAUAGGAAAAUAAUGGCUGAAAAUGUAAAAUGUCAUUCAGUAUGUAAAACUUCACUUUUAAUCUGUGAAUUAUUCACUGUCCUUUGAGAAUCAGUCUUCUUUUUAAUUUCAUAAUGUAAAAUGACAAUGUGGAUCAUUCAACCUUAUAAAUGACCUUGCCAGAGGAAAUAAAAAUGUGACGUACGAAACCCCUAUAGUUGACAAAAAUCUACCUUGCAGUGAGGAGAUAUGAUGUCUUUGUAAGAGCAGGACCCAUGGGCUCUUCUGACUUCCAGAAUCUAGAACCCAGAAUCUAGAACCCAGAAUCUAGAGCUGACUAGAUGAGGCUUGCUGCUUUCCUGUCAGGGAACUACUGCUCAAACAAACCUCUCUCAGCCCAGCAAUAAUAUCAAGCACCUCCUCAUUUGCUCCCCAACCAACCCACCACACUUCACAGAAACUUCCCAAUCCCAUCAGCCCUCCAUGGACCUCACCAGAGGACACCCCCCUCCCCCGCACACAUAAACACACUGUGGUCUAGUCUCCCACAGCCAGAUAUCAACUUACAGCUUUAUCUUCUGUGUUCUUGAAGUCCGUCGACUGGCUGUCUUCUCUUUUUCUUUAUGCUUAAUUUCCAUUUAAGCAGCGGUGCCUACUGAGUUCUCUGCUUCAGCAGGCAGAUAGCAGCACCAUGAAAGAGCUGGAUAGUAACUGGAGUAAUAAUGAGAGGCCAUAGAUCUGGUCUCAAUUUCAUUUAACUCUGCCCGGCAAAUGUUAAAGAUCUGUCCCCCUUUGUGUUGUUUAUUGUUGUGCUCUGCUGUUUUUCAAAUACAAGCUUGAACAAUCCCUCUGUUUACUUCUGUUUUACAGGAAAUGUUGGGUUCAAAACAAGAAUUGUUUUAAACCUGGUAUUGUGAAUGGAGGAAGCUUUGUUUGAGGUUAGGUUAUCCUGACAUCAGUAAAUCAGUUAAACUAAAUGACAUAAAGUAAUUUAUCGAGACAUAUUUUGGCUAGCCCUGCUACUUCUGCCAGCCAGACCAUUGAGAAGAGCAAAUAUGAUGCCCUGCAUGCUGUCCUGUUUCAUCCACCAUUGUUUUACUAUUCCAAUCUCAUGAAGUCAUGUAGCAGGCCUGUAUCUAAAGGGCAAAGAGGAAACAGUCAUUGCCAGAUUAAAGGACAGCUACUGUGACCUCUGAUAUGAUAUAAUGAUUGCAGACAGACAGACAUGUUUUCAUGAAGAUGACAAUGUGUCCACAUCUGUAUGACAAACAGGGAUUCUUGCUGAAGCUGGGUGGUAAUCUACCUUUGGAGCUGAUGUACAAGUAUGGUAAUCUCAGCGAGGGAGUCUGUAAACCUGGCUACGCAGCUGCCAAGAUGACCACCAUCUAUCCAAUGUUCGCUAAACCAGCCCCCAUGUUCCUCGAUCCAAACUUUAGACGAUUCUCCAAGAUCAGCAACUUUUCCCCACCUUUUGGAAUGAAAACGCAAGAAAAGAUCAUAGAUAAUAUUCUGACAGCAACAAAGAGCUAUGGUCUGGGAGAUGAGCUGGACAGUCAGAGUUGUAAGAAGUGCAUCAUCAUGGGAAAUGGUGGUAUUCUGGCCAACAAGUCUAUGGGUGUGAAGAUUGACGAGUACGAUGUGAUUGCAAGGUUGAACGAGGCUCCAGUGUCUGGCUAUGAAAAGGAUGUGGGCUCCAAGACCACCAUGCGUAUCACGUACCCAGAGGGAGCCAUCCAGAAGACUGAACGCUACGAACAGGGCUCCCUCUUCGUCCUCUCUGCCUUCAAAGCUCUCGACUUCAAAUGGCUGCGGUCCAUAAUCUUUAAGGAGAGACUGCAUAGCACAGAAGGGUUCUGGAAGUCUGUGGCCCGUCAUGUCCCCAGGGAGCCCAGUGAGAUGAGGAUCCUCAACCCUUACUUCAUCCAGGAGGCUGCCUUCAGGUUCAUCGGCCUGCCUCACAACAAUGGACAGAUGGGGAGAGGGAAUAUUCCGACACUGGGGACGGUUGCCAUAACAAUGGCCCUCCAUAACUGUGAUGAGGUAGCCGUGGCUGGAUUUGGCUAUGACAUGAGCACCCCUCACGCCCCCCUACACUACUACGAGAAGAUCAGGAUGGCGGCCAUCAAAGAGUCCUGGACUCACAACAUUUCUAAGGAGAAGGAGUUCCUGAUUAAGCUGGUGAAGGCUGGGGUUAUACAGGACUUGACCAAUGGGAUCUGUGGCUCAGGAUGCUGAUGACAACAUCCAGCCAAUCCCAGGUCAGAGAGAGAGAUAGAGGAGAAACACGCAAGCAGCAUUGUGAUGUCCUGCUCUGUUCCCCCCAACCUAACCUGCACCCCUGGCUGAGCCAUACUGUAUUCAGGAAAGAAGGCUGGUGAAGGGUUCUGAAGGGUUUUUCGGUCUGACAGAGGAGAACUGUGGUAAAUGGCAUAAUCCCUGCACUGCACUGGAGAGAUAGAACUACAACAUUCUAGAAUUCUCUAGAAAACCGAGAGCUAGAACUCUCUAGAACACUGAGAGCUACACACUAUUCUGUUUAAGGAUUUGCUGCAGUGUGACAUUACAGUUUGAUGAAAAGAUGGACUGACAAUCUGGACAUAAUGGGUUGUGCCAAGAAUACCUCUGGAGAAGGAUAAAGGACAUGCCUCUACUCAUACUUCUACAGUAUACCUGAAUGUAUUCUGUCACCACGUACGCAUCACUGUUAUAUAUUUAUUUUCAUCUCUUGUAAUGGCAGCAUUCCCCUCUAUCUGGGCUCAGUCGAAUAGGUUUCCAGACAGGUAGCAAAUAAUGCACAUAUAUAUUCUGCUUCUAAUGUAUCGGGAAGUGGACGGAAGGUCCGGUGCUCAUGGUUUAGAAGCCCUCCACACCUUCCUUCCCCCCUUUAAGAUAUGUUUUUAAAUGAUUUACCUUGAGAGAUUACUUUGUUCUCCUCUGUCUUUUUUUAAAUGCAAAGAACAAGAAAAAAAAUGGUGGGUGAGGAGUGACCGAUAAACAUGUUUUAUUCUCAGAGAAGCACUGAGCUUUGUGUCGUCUUCAGUUCAUCAGUGUGCUUCCCAAACACUCAUCUGUCCUGGAUCACGUUUCAGACUGUUACCCUGGUCUUAAUGCUGUUAUAUUUGUCUAUAGGGCUCUGGUCAAACAUUGUGCACUAUAUAGGGAAUAGGGUGCCAUUUGGGAUGCAUACUUUAUUUCAAGUCUGCAUGGCCUGCAAACAUAAUCAGUGUUACUACUUACCACUGUCAGUUGUUGUUUAAACAAUUGAGGUUUAUCUAUUUUAAAUGUCUUGUUGUAUUUCUUUGUUCAUCUUUGCCAAAAAUGGAUUGUAUUUUGUUAAGCAAUAAUAUAUGGUGUCUUAACCAGCGUUCUCUAUUCAGCCAUAUAUUAUCUUAUUUUCUACUCAUAUGCACAAGCCAAAGCACUUGAUAUGUAUUUCUCAUCGCUCAUACACAGCAGUGGAGGCUGCUGAGGGAAACGGCUCAUAGUCAUUGUUUCAACCACAUGGAAACCAUAUGCUUGAUACCAUUCAGUCAUGAUUAUGAGCCGUCCUCCCCUCAGCAGCCUCCACUGAUACACAGUCACUACACUAUGGAUCGUCGUGCAUCAAGAUGGUUUGACAAAUGAAAUAAAGCAGAUUAUAACUCUG